Messenger RNA from Eruca vesicaria subsp. sativa (arugula), 1504 nucleotides. The record is from the annotation of a GenBank genome assembly. Lineage: Eukaryota; Viridiplantae; Streptophyta; Magnoliopsida; Brassicales; Brassicaceae.
AUGGGAGGAAAAUUCUGCACGGGCAAGCCAAAGGAAACUGGUUCACCUUCAACACCUGUACAGAUCAAAAUAAACUCAGCUUACACAGAACACUUGAGCUCUUACGAAACAGCUUGUAGCGAAGAUCCAAAGCUUGAGUCCUUUGACUCAGCGCUUCACGAACGAACUAACCGAGUCAUCAACAAGCUCGCAUCAGGCGUAGAGCUCAAAUCUUUAUCCUUUGAUUCCCUCAAAGAAGUGACGCAAUGUCUUUUAGAUAUGAACCAGGACGUGGUCAAAGUUAUAUUACAAGACAAAGAAGAUAUAUGGAACAACCAAGACUUGUUUGGUCUUGUCAAUAUGUAUUUCGAAAGCACUGCCAAGACUAUGGACUUCUGCUCUGAGCUUGAGAGCUGUCUCAACCGCGCAAAGAGAAGCCAAGUGAUUAUUCAGUUUGCUGUUAAGCAGUUUGAGGAAGAGGAUGGCAAUAACGAGAAUAAAAAGUAUGAGAAGACUCUUGAGGAGCUUGAGAGGUUUAAGUUAGCUGGUGAUCCGUUUACGAAAGAGUUUUUCGAUCUUUUCGAUUUGGUUCAUAAACAUCAGGUUAUGAUGCUUGAUGAGCUUCAUAAGCUCAAGAGAAGGCUUGAUAAGAAGCUUAAGAACAUCAAAACAUGGAGAAGAGUUUCCAACAUGGUGUUUGUAACCGCGUUUGUCUCUGUUCUUAUCUUCUCGGUGGUUGCAGCCGCUGUGGCUGCACCGCCUGUAGUGGCCGCUAUAGCCGGUGCGUUGGCUGUUCCGGUGGGGUCUGUUGGGAAAUGGUGCAACUCUCUUUGGACUAAGUAUGAGAAAGUGGUUAAAGGGCAGAAGGAGAUCAUCACUUCCAUUAGAAUCGGGACCUAUAUAUCGGUUAAGGAGAUGGAUAAUAUAAGUGUGCUUGUUCGUAAACUGGAAGUGGAGAUUGAGUCUUUGUUGAAGAAUGCCGAGUUUGCUGUUACUGAGGAGAAUGGUGUGAGGCUUGCGAUAGAUGAGAUCAAGAAGAAGCUUGAUGUGUUUACUGACACUAUUGAAGAACUUAGGGAACAUGCGGAUAAGUAUUGUAGUGAUGUGACAAAGGCAAGGACUGUGAUUCUGCAGAGGAUAAUCAGAUACCCUACUGGUUCAACGACUGAAGAAGCUACUUGGACCGAAAUGUUGUCGUGAGAAGGUGGAUUCGGAUUCGUGGUUGGCUUUGGAGAUUGUUGGUUUGUUUUCUUUAGCACAAGUAUUAUUGACAGCUAAAGAUAUGUUACUUGAGUUAUCAAAAGAAGAAGAAAAAGGAUUUAGUAAUCGUAGUAGUUGCCAUGAGGUAACCUUUGCUGAAUGCAUUUACUAAAAUACUUUAAAGAUUUUAUGCGAUUGAUUUUGGAUUUUAUAUAUCAAUCAAUAUUGUAUCUAGAUAUAUGUUUAUGAAUGUCUCGGUGCUUAGUCUAAGGUUGGAGGACUUAAGCUGGAUCCUUAAAGAAUCAAUCAAGCAUUGUUAGUAAAA